Messenger RNA from Cygnus atratus (black swan), 7368 nucleotides. It is a transcript of the gene STK35, whose product is annotated as serine/threonine kinase 35. Gene Ontology annotation, molecular function: ATP binding; protein serine/threonine kinase activity. Gene Ontology annotation, biological process: positive regulation of autophagy; autophagosome organization; protein autophosphorylation. Lineage: Eukaryota; Metazoa; Chordata; Aves; Anseriformes; Anatidae. The coding region runs from base 1 to 1530 and encodes 509 amino acids. Gene Ontology annotation, cellular component: cytoplasm; autophagosome. The record is from RefSeq and is a predicted model, not a curated record. The transcript is spliced from 4 exons.
AUGGUAAUUAAGCACCUGGGACAUCGUCCGGUCCUUAACCCCCCCCACAAACCCCGACCGCCCCCACCGAUCCCCUCCCGGUUACGGCGGGGACCCCUCUCCAAGCGUCUCCCUCCCCGCCCCCCCCGCGGCCCGGCAGUGGUUCGCCCCGCGGCGCGCCGAUUGGCCGGCCGCUUAAAGGGGCAGGCAGGGCGCGCUUUUUCCGCCCUCCGUCGCGGCGGCGGCGGCGGCGCGUGCCCCCUCGCCCGCGCGCGCGCGCGCGGGCGGCGCUCCCCGGGCGGGCGGCGCUCCCGGGCGGGCGGGGGGCGCGCGCGCGCGGCACCCCCCGCCACCCGCGCCCCCCCCCCCCCGCCACCCGGCGGCGUCGCCAUGGAGACGGCGGACGGUGGCCGCCGAGGGCCGCAAAGGGCGGCGCGGCAGCGGCGGGCGGCUCGGCGCGGGGCCAUGGCGGCGGCGGCGGCGGCGGGGCCGGGAGGUGCCGGUGGUGGUGGUGGUGUCGGUGGUGUCGGUGUCGGUGGGGCCCCGCGGUACCGGCUGCUGGCCGAGAUCGGCCGCGGGGCGUACGGCGUGGUGUACGAGGCGGUGUCGGGCCGCGGCGGCGCCCGGUUGGCCGUGAAGCGGGUCCGCUGCGACGCCCCCGAGAACGUGGAGCUGGCGCUGGCCGAGUUCUGGGCGCUCACCAGCCUGCGGCGGCAGCACCCCAACGUGGUGCGCUUCGAGGAGUGCGUGCUGCAGCGGCACGGCCUGGGGCAGCGCAUGAGCCACGGCAACAAGCGCAGCCAGCUCUACCUGCGCCUCGUCGAGACCUCCCUCAAAGGUGAGAGGAUCCUGGGCCACGCGGAGGAGCCGUGCUACCUCUGGUUCGUGAUGGAGUUCUGCGAGGGGGGAGACCUCAACCAGUACGUGCUGUCGCGACGGCCCAACCCGGCCACGAACAGGAGCUUCAUGCUGCAGCUGACCAGCGCCAUCGCCUUCCUGCACAAGAACCACAUCGUCCAUCGGGACCUGAAGCCGGACAACAUCCUCAUCACCGAGAAAUCCGGCACCCCGGUUCUCAAGGUGGCCGACUUCGGGCUCAGCAAGGUGUGUGCUGGUCUCACAGCUCGGGGCAAGAAGGGCGGCAACGAGAACAAAAAGGUGAAUGUGAACAAGUACUGGCUGUCCUCGGCUUGCGGCUCCGACUUCUACAUGGCCCCCGAGGUCUGGGAGGGACACUACACGGCCAAGGCUGACAUCUUUGCCCUCGGCAUCAUCAUCUGGGCCAUGAUCGAGAGGAUAACUUUCAUCGAUGCCGAGACCAAGAAGGAGCUGCUGGGGACCUACAUCAAGCAGGGGACUGAGAUUGUGCCCGUUGGGGAAGCGCUGCUAGAAAACCCAAAGAUGGAGCUGCACAUCCCUCAGAAACGCAGGACUUCCAUGUCUGAGGGGAUCAAGCAGCUCCUGAAAGACAUGUUGGCUGCUAACCCGCAGGAUCGACCUGAUGCCUUUGAGCUUGAAACCAGGAUGGACCAGGUUACAUGUGCUGCUUAAAUUCAGGGCAGGGCACCGCUGUGCUGUGCAGCUGGGUUUGUUUACCAGGGACCCGUAAUCUCCAUUAUUUACGUGCAACGAGGGAUGUCAAAGAUAAGGGAAGAAGACGACGCAGAAGAUCCCUGGUCUGCAGGAUCUCUGGCAAUGUGAAUUUUUCGGGUGUUACUUUUUGUUGGGAAGAGGUGUUUUGGGGCUGCGGGGAGGGCUGCAGGGGCCUGCAGAAGAGCACAGGCUGGGCAAUUACUGUGCUCACUACUCCUGAACGAGACCCAGAGAGGAGAGCUGCCCCUGCCCAGCCCUCCCCAUGUCCCCUGUGCUGCAGUUUGACUCAGCAGAUGUUAAUCGAGAAGAUCUGGUGCCGUAAGGACGUGGCAAUCAUCAGCCCAGCAGCGAGGCGUGCUGCCAGGCACGAGCACUGAGCCCAGCUGGGCACGGUUUGGGGAUUAAAGCUCUUGCUUCCUCCUCAGGAAGCAGGAGUGAGGCAAUCGCUGGGUUUGCACUGGGACUGCAAUGCUUUAGGAAAGGUGAGUCUCUUGAGCUGGGUAUUGCAAGCAGUAAAAUGAUGUCAUGGCCAAGCAGCUUCACACUGCUCGGGCUGUAGGCAGCUGACGUUAGGAUAGAGUAGCAUAAACGAGCUGGAAAGUUGCUCGGGAAGGGAGGUCUGGCCCUGCCUGUUCUCCUCCAGCUGGAUUUCACUAGUGGCGUUUGGUGUGGACGGUCCUUCUAGACAGGGGGUAAUGGGGAGCCCCCGGGUACAUUUUCAGGCGGACAUUGUCUGCAUAUGAGAGAAACAGAAAGCAAUCCACUGCUCUGAACCAUUUACUGCCAAGCUUCAGUUGUGAGGAACAACGCCUGGGAGUAGAGGAGGUUUGGCCUAAAUGGCUCGUGGGCUGGAUUCUAGCCUCCUGCAGAACCCUUCUUCAUGCUAGGUAACUAUCUCCAGAAAGUAAAGGUAAUGCUGCUGUUUAGUUCUGGUCACUUGGUUACAGUUCAGGACAGCUCAGGCAGGGAGACGGGAACCUCAGGCUGGGCAGUUAGCACUCCAUCUCCCUGCCUGUGUUUAGAGCAACACUAAUAAUGUUCUGGGGCUGACCCCGUCUCGAUGGUCUUUAGACUUUGCUCACUGUAAAUGCAAUGUACAGCACCACCUCUACCACCUCUUCUCCAUCCUGCAGGGUCAGAGCUAACUAAAAUGCUUCCUAGCAGCCUAAAUCAGCCGGCACCCGUUUGGGGAGCGGGCACCUCCUUGUAGCGACCGGUGUGUUUUACUGACCUCCUGGGAACAAACGGAAAAGGAAUCGGUUCCGUGUGGGCUAAGGCAGAGCUAAGUAGGGAAGGAGGGGGACGGGGCUGGUUUUUCUCCUCCAUCUCUCUGUUACUGGGUGUAGCACUGAGGCUAUUGCUGCGGGGAGGCCAGCUCCUUAGGAAAGCGAUGCCAGCAGGCUCCAGCCCCCGUGUGCUCUGGUUCUCCAGCAGCAGACCCUGCAGCAGCCAAGCCGAGAGCUGAAGCCCCUAGCUCACAGGUACAGCGUUAGUGUCCUGACCGCGGGCCCGUCGUUCCUCCACCCAGCAGAGCUUCUGCUCCUUGCUGACUGUUACAACCUGACCCUGGCUUGAGCUGGUGGACAUGGGGGGCAUCACUCUCCCACCCUGCUCACAGGUUUCUGUGCUGGAAGGGCCCUUCGCUGGGUGUUAUGUGCCGGGAGAAGGGAGCUUCCCGGCAGGAGGCUUGUGUGCGGAGAGCAAGCCUGAAAUGCAGGGUGAGGAGGUGGAAGGUGAGGGGCUGCCCUGCAGGAGCACUGCUGCGAGCUGGGUGCAAGCACCCUGCUCCUCCCUGGGGAGCCCGGCAGGCCCCGGAGCAGCCUCUGGAAGGUCGCCCCUCCUGGCCCUCGCAGCUUCAAGCUACCUUCCAACCACACGUCUCCACCUCAGCUUUUGCAUUGCAGAUGUGUUUUUAAAGCAGCUUGAUGUUAGUGAGCUAGACCGUAGUGCCUUACUUAGGAUUUAGCAAACACUUCCAAGGACGAGACCUAGGGCUGCUAGCCUUUGGCCAAUGUGGCUGUUUUCCUGUUUAGUUUGUGCUUCUAAAAGCGUUUCUCCCUGAUGAUUUUGCUGCUGUUCGUGCUCGACUCCUCAGAUGAUAGACGAAGCUGCCUUGUGUUUACAGCUCCUAGCAUCUCUCCUCCCAGGUACGUUGGCCCACACCAAAUUCUUGUUCUCCAGAGCAAGGGUUGUGCUGGGAGCAGCUGAAACCUGCACGUGCUGCCAGAGGGGUGUCGAGGUGGCCCUUCCUAGCUGGGUCUGUCGGGCACCUCCUGCCGGGCUCCUGCAGGCUGAGCUCCCUCUGCAGCGGAUGGUUUUGGCACCGGGUUGCCCUGCUGGGAAAACUCAAGCUAAGGAAAGCAACACUAAGCCUGCAGAGCGUUGCCCAGCUCAGGGCCAGGCUAUCUCCAUCUCUUUUAAGCAUCCGGGGGGGGGCUGCUUUUUGGGGGGGGGGGGGGGAACCAAGUGCCCUCUCCCCAAACUUUACCACCCUCAAGGCUUGUGGAGCCCAGCCGGAGCCGUGCUGGGGGUGAUUGUAUGAAACUGUUUACUUCUGACUGCUGUUUACAAGAGGGAAGCGGGGUGGGUGCGGGGAUAAGCCAAGCCUCAGGAGGAUUGGGAAACGUGUUAUCUGCACCAGCCUGCAGCAAGGCCGACAGCGCCGGUGUUGUGGGACCUCCCAGGCAGCUGCAGUCCGUGGGGAGGAGAGAGCAGAGGUGGCUCUAGCCUAGAGGGGUUAGAUUAGCUCCCCCUUGUCCCCGUGCUGCUGUGUUCGAGGUUCAGCGGUGCUAGUGACAGAUAAGAGUUACCCCUGUGGUCUUCCUUUACUCCUCAGGACCCAGCUCCUUCACAUAUCAGAGGCUCCCGGAGCCUUUCUGGAGCAAUAAGACUUAAAACAAGCGUUACCAUCCUUGUGGAAAUCCUCCAUCGCGCGCGUUGUGUGUCUUCUCUGUAUGCAGUACCGAGUCUGGGUUUAAGCCUGCUAAACUCGUGGGGCAGUUGCUUACGGGGCACACUGGGACGCCUCUCCCUGGGCUUUCCACGGGUGACGAGAGCCGGGAAGCACGCUGCUGCUCUGCUUCGGUACCCGGGGCACGCGCUGCCAAAGCCUGGUGCUGCGGCUGUCCGGGGCGAGCGCUGUGCCCGGUCCUGCUGGAACCCCCCCCUCGGAGCUCCAGCAGCCUCCCCUCCUUUCAGCCAGCUUCAGCCUUGGCGUUGAAACGAAGCAGAUUUUGCCGGAUUUGCCCGUUUCUCUGCCGUCUGCCCCAGGGCUUUGAACUCCGAGGGUGAUUUUCAGGCUGAGCUGCCGUGGGAGCGCGCAGGGGCCGUACGGGGGCUCUUGGUGUCCCCGUCCUGGUGCCUGCCCCCUCCCCAGCAGCUCCCUUGGUCUCCUGCUCCUUCCUCCAGCAGAACCCAGCCACUCUGCAGCAGUCAUGUCCUGGCCACACCAGGGAGGUGCUGGGGCCCCAGCAGCGCUGUGUGCACCGGGGGCAUGGGGGCUGCCUGCCCUAGCCCUGCCCUGGGACCCCUGCAGACCUGCACCAAGGUAGUGAGAGCACAAGGCUUAAACCCAGACUCCCAACUAAAGAUAAUGAUGUUAGCAAAUGAAUCUGUAUUUUUUUUAUUUUUUUUUUUUGCACAGAAGCUGGUAAUCUAGGACCUACGUGUGAACAACUUUAUAUAAAUAUUUUUUUGUACUUGGUUUACUUGGGUUGGUAUGAGAUGUUCUAUUUAAGUUCUUUGAACACUGUGGAUGCCCUGAUGUGUAUGAGUGGCAGAGGCUUUGUAAAUUAAGAGACGUUUGUGUGAAUAAAGCUAUUUGAUGGGGUUGAAAAGCCACACACAAUUUGAAACACGAGUUCUGUGUGUUUGUCCUCAGUCCCCGAGCAGCGCGCUUCAACGUCCUCGUCUGCAUCAAGCCAGCCCCUCACAGCCCCACGUGUUCUCACCAGGGCUUAGAAACCAAGUAUGGAGACAACAGCACACAUCUCUCCUGUGCCUUUAGCCAGAUCACCGAGACCUCCUGAGCCAGCAGCCAGGCUUGCCGAUGCCCUAUGAAGAGACAACACCGAGUGGUUAAGGUUUAGUGCUCCUCUCCCUUUCCUAGAGCAGGAUUAACAUUUCUCUGCCUGAUCUUUAAUAAAUCCCUGUGUGGGUCUUGUGUCCAUGAAGGUAUAGAAAACAUUUGCACUGUCAGAGCCACCAUCACACAUCCCCCUUGAUGCUGUGGUGACUCCUUCCAAGCCAGCUGAGCCUGGCACAGGGACACCUCGGUCUGUAAAGUGUCAUGGGCUCCAUCCCAAAGGGCUCAGCCAGCGGUCCCAGCUGGGGGAUUAGGGCACUAAACCAAGGCAGCUGUGGCCAUUUAUCCUCACCCCCACAUUGGGAGCAGCUCUGCUCUCACUGCAGGCACCAGUAGGCCAAGUCACCGAGCAUCACAGCGAUAGCUGGACAGGUGAGCUCAGCCACUCCUUGCACGCUGCCUGCAGAAAUCUUCCCCUGUCCCUCUGCUUCCCAGCAGCUCAGAAGCCAAAAAGGACAAGCAGCCUCUUGCCCAGCCUGCCUCCAGCUCCAGAAGUGGCUCCCAAACCCAACAAGGAAAAUACCCCCCAGAACUGAGGUUUAGUAGCCGCAGGUACUGUCGCUCUUUGUGCGAACACUUGAGAUGCACAAGCCAAAAAUCCCAGUGAGGGUGAGCCAUGUCCUGCGGUGACCAGAAACCUGCCUUCGUGCAGAGGAAGGCAGCCAGCGAUUUCCUGAGUGCCAAGGACAUGGGGCCACCCCCGAGCCCAUGUGGGACACGGGGUGUCCCAGCACACGGGGCCACGCUGCAUCGCCUGCCAGCCCUUGUGUAACGGCCCCGCAUGACCCAGGGCAGCUGCAGUGCCCAGACGUGCUUGGGGCCGGUCCUCCCCUCCUGCUCCCCCUAAACACUGCCAGCAGCACGGCCACAGGCUCCCUGCAUUCGCCCAUCACCAUUGUGCUCUGUAAUUGCUGCCGACAGGGACCUAAAAGGGAAGCUUUCAGCCUGGCGGGGCUGUCCUGGGGCUGAGCGAUGCUGGGGGGCUGGAGCUGCCUUGCUGCCCUUGCUGGGGGGGGUGGGGCUGAGCUGGGGAAUCGUGGGGCUGAAGGACACAGUCGGCACGUGGCACCCACCACGAGCACAGCCCUGGGUGCUCGGAGCCCCCCGGUCCUGCCCCAGAGCAUCCUUCCUGCCCGUGGGGAAGGGGCUGGAGCAUUGGCAGUGGUUAACACCUACAGCACCAGUGCUGCUGGGCGAGCUGCUUAUACAAAAGUGCACAUGCAGCAAAGGGCAGCUCUGCUGGGCGAGGAGCACGAGGCCUUCCAGGGGCGCAGCUUCAGCAGCUGCUUUCAGAGCGCAGCUCUCAAAAAGCCCCGCUUUGUGCUGUUUUUGUUUUCCUGGAACAAUAGUUCAUCGGAAACAAAAGCCCACUCUGCCUGUCUGCAGCACCUGCCAGGUGAAAGCGGUCUCUAAGCAAAGCAGCCCCCCUCGCGCAGGCAGGACUUGGCCCAUUUCCCACCAGAAAAGCCCCCCACAUGGGGACUUUUGGUCCCAGGAGACACCAGCGCUGCAGGGCAGCCCCCGGCGCCCCUCCAUGGUGCCAGCCUCCAGGCAGGGGCUCAUGGCACAACGCGCUCCCCUGGGGGCUGGAGCCAUGGCAUCCCCUACAGCCCCUGCACACCCUGGUGCUGAUGCCUCAGCCCCUGCAAAUGCGACGAAGUUUUAAGUCCCCAGGAGCUUGGGGAUGGGAGCCCGGCUCAGCCCGCACGUGU